Messenger RNA from Sphenostylis stenocarpa, 234 nucleotides. NCBI's taxonomy places the organism in Eukaryota, Viridiplantae, Streptophyta, Magnoliopsida, Fabales, Fabaceae. The record is from the annotation of a GenBank genome assembly.
AUGGGUAGAAGAAAUGUUCAUGCAUUGCUAAUGCUGCUACUUUUGCUGGCAUACUUGGUUGGCACAAGUUAUGGCUCUAGGCACACUCAAGUUUUCAACAUGCAGCCAAAAUCUCAGGGCUUGUCUCGAAAUUUCUUCGGUUUCUUGCCAAAGGCAAUGCCAUUGCCACCUUCAGGGCCUUCCAGGCAGCACAACAGCAUUCAAUUACAAAACUCAAGGGGGAAACAACCAUAG